AACAUGAAGGUCUUUAUCGUUUUGGUUCUGGCCAUUGCCUCCGCGUCCGCGGGUCUUCUGCCCCAGACACCGCUAGUGCAUCCUCGUGACAGGGUGGCGAAGCCAUCCAUCAAUGGUCGCAUUACCAAUGGAAAGAAUGCAGUGGCGGAUCAGUUUCCCUACCAGGUGGGACUCAGCUUCCUCGGCUUGAAGGGCAGCUGGUGGUGCGGUGGCUCCAUCAUCGACAACUCGUGGGUGCUGACAGCUGCUCAUUGCACCAGCGGAGCCUCCUACGUGACCAUCUACUAUGGAGCAACUGUCCGUACUAGCCCGCAGUUCACCCAGACCAUCUCCAGCUCCAACUGGAUCCAGCAUGCCAACUACAUUUCGAAGACUGUGCGCAACGACAUCUCCCUGAUCAAGACCCCAUCCGUAACCUUCUCGGCCUCUGUGAACAAGAUCGACCUGCCAGCCAUCGCCAGUAGCUACUCCUCCUACGUCGGCCAGACCGCUGUUGCCUCUGGAUGGGGAAUGACCGCCGACACGGAGACCUCUGUCACCAAGAACCUGCAGUUCGCGGAUCUGACGGUUAUUGCCAACUCCGUGUGCCAGCAGACCUUCGGAAGCUUGGUGGUCACCAGCAAGGUUAUCUGCGUGGCCACAACCAAUGCCAUUUCCACCUGCCAGGGUGACUCUGGCGGCCCUUUGGCUCUGGAUGGCACCCUCAUUGGCAUCACUUCCUUUGGAGCUGAGGACGGCUGCGAGAUUGGUGCCCCGGCUGCCUUCACCCGGGUGACCAGCUACUUGGACUGGAUCAAGACCAACUCCGGAAUUUCGGCCUAAAAAUGUACUUGUGAAAAAUUAAAUAAAAUUACUAAGUGAUUGACCCC
This is a messenger RNA of Drosophila biarmipes, 869 nucleotides long. RefSeq names its product serine protease 1-like. Bases 4 to 822 code for a protein of 272 amino acids. Gene Ontology annotation, molecular function: serine-type endopeptidase activity. The transcript is spliced from 2 exons. Gene Ontology annotation, biological process: proteolysis. The record is from RefSeq and is a predicted model, not a curated record. Lineage: Eukaryota; Metazoa; Arthropoda; Insecta; Diptera; Drosophilidae.